CCAGGAAACCAGGAUAUGUGUCCGGAGAUUCACACUCACUCUGCGUGUCCCUGAGGAAGAGGGAGCAGCCACAGCCACGGGGGCCCUCUCAGACUCCGGUGGAUGUCCCCAGGCAAUCAGUCCUGAACCGAGGAGUCCGGAGACGGCCGUCACCCUUGGAGCCCCCAGCCUUGGGAGAAGCCAGCUCUGUAUCUGGAAGGUGAAGGAAGGCUGGCCAGGAGUACCCCAAACUUCAGCCAUGCCCACCAAAGCAUCACCCCUGCCUCUCACCACCACCAGCUCUGAGAACAGCAGCUCCAUCUACGACUAUGAUUACCUGGACGACGUGACUGUCUUGGUCUGCAGAAAGGAUGAAGUCCUGUCCUUUGGGAGAGUCUUUCUGCCGGUCAUCUACAGCCUGAUCUUUGUGCUGGGCUUAGCUGGGAACCUCCUCCUCCUGGUGGUACUUCUCCGCUACACACCGCGAAGAAGGAUGAUGGAGCUCUACCUGCUGAACAUGGGCAUCUCCAACCUCUUCUUUGUAGUGACGAUGCCCUUCUGGGCCAUCUCUGUGGUCUGGCAUUGGGUUUUUGGCAGUUUCAUGUGCAAGGUGGUGAGCGUUCUCUACACGAUUAACUUUUACAGCGGCAUCUUCUUUAUCACUUGCGUGAGCCUGAACAAAUACCUGGAGAUCGUUCAUGCUCAGCCUCUCCACAGACCGCAGACCCGGUUCAGGAACCUGCUCCUCAUUGCCGCAGUGUGGACCACGGCCCUGGCCAUCUCUGUCCCAGAGAUGGUCUUUGUCAAGGUCCACCAGACCUCAGAGGGCGUGUGGCACUGUUAUGCGGAUUUUGGCGGGCAUGCGACCGUUUGGAAGCUCUACCUGCGCUUCCAGCAGAACCUGCUGGGGUUUCUCUUGCCACUCUUGGCCAUGGUCUUUUUCUAUUCCCGCAUUGGCUGUGUUUUGGUCAGGCUGAGGCCGCCAGGCCAGGGCCGGGCUCUGAGGAUGGCCGCAGCCCUGGUGGUAGCUUUUUUCCUGCUCUGGUUCCCGUACAACCUCACCGUGUUUCUGCACUCGCUCUUGGACCUGCACGUCUUCGGGAACUGCCAGAUCAGCCACUCUCUGGACUACGCGAUGCAGGUGACGGAGAGCCUGGCCUUCUUCCACUGCUGCUUCACGCCCAUCCUCUACGCCUUUUCCAGCUGCCGCUUCCGGCAGUAUCUGAAAGCUUUCCUGGCUGCCGUGCUGAGAUGGCACCGGGACCCUGGCCCUGCCCAGGCCCUGCCAUCUAGCCAUUCGGAGAGCAGCAGGGUUACUGCCCAAGAAGAUGUGGUCAGCAUGAAUGACCUGGGAGAGAGGCAGGCUGAUGACUCCCUUAGCAAGGGGCAUACGGGGACUGAUUAGGCCUGAGUGGCCAUGCCAUUCUAGAAAGAACACCGCUCCCUCUCAGGGCCUCGCAUGACCGCACUGCUUGGCCUGGUGGUUCUCAGCCACUAGCUGUCCUUGCUCACAGUUGCCUCUUCCUCCGGCUCCCAGGACCCCAUGCUGUCUGCUGAUUCACUGCUAUAGUCUCCAUGAUCUUUGCUUCUGUGGCUUCCUGGGCCCCCAGCAGCCAGUAAGGUCAUUCUACUCGGGCUUCAAGGGCUUUGUGACCAGCCUAUGAUCUCAUCUCUGCCAUGCUCCCUAGUUCUGGGUGCAGGGCUCCCUAGUCUCCCCUUGUGUUUCCGGAGCAUUCCAGGCUCAUCCCAGUAGGGAGGGUUCAGCUAUGCCACCUGCCUGGACAGUCUUACCCUUGGGGAGCGAUGGCUCAUUCCUUUGUUCUUGGGGUCAUGGUUCAGAUUUCACCAUGUUGGUGAGGGGCCCCAUGCUCACCCUACUUCAUGCCCUGUCUGCAUCCCCGAUGCUCUAGACCGUUUGCAUCUGCCCUGACCACUUACAGCCAGUCAACGGACUUUUCCCGUUUGUGGCGUCCACUCGUUACUGCCUUAAGCCCACCACCCCGCAGAGCUGCGGAGGAAGGCUCUUACUGCGUGGUCACAGCUGCACUCAAACCCGUGCCACGGAAGGAGGUGUCUGUGGAGUGUGGGUGACGAGUUCUUUCUCUGCGGCAUUUUUGGGAAGAGCCACAGGCACUCUACCCACUGGGGACCUUUCCUGUGUAACUCAGAGGGGUCUACACCUUCCUGCCCUUGACAUUAGUUCCAGAGCUGUCGUCUGAAGGCACUGGAGGUGCCCCACUCGGAGAACAGCACAGCAGGGGCCCCUCUGCCAGGAGAAAGGCAGGAACCGUCCCAGCUCGGGCCUGAUCUCGGGACCUUCAGUCUUUCUGGGGUCUGUCAGUCAAGUUCAAGGCUUUCUCUGAACUUUCUGAAAGACCUGCUGGGGAGAAGGCAGCCCCUCAACACAUCCUGCUGGGAAAACUGGGUGUACACAUGUGGGAGAUUAAAACAAGAUCCUAUCUCUCAUCCCGUACGAGAGCAGCUAAAAAUGGAUCAAAGACUCGGUAGACCUAAAGCUUUGAUCUGAGGGAUAAGCACAGGGAAACAACCAAGACAUCAUCAGAGGCAAGGACUUUCUGAGCAAAGUUCCACUACCCCAAGAAACACAGGCAGGAACUGAUUGCAUGAAGUUGCAUGGCAUUAUAGUCUCCAAGGCACAGGGGCAAUGGUCAGGAAAAAAAGGCGGCUUCACCCGUCUAUUUAACCCAGCCUACUUUUACCUAAAUGGGGCCAAUAUCCAGACUGCACAGGGGGCUGAGAAAUUGACAAGGUCAAAUAAUCCAAUAAAAAAAUAUGGGUGAGCUAUCUGAACAGGCAUUUCUCGAAAGAAAAGAUGCUCAAUAAACACAUGAAAGCCA
Messenger RNA from Arvicola amphibius (Eurasian water vole), 2837 nucleotides. It is a transcript of the gene Ackr2, whose product is annotated as atypical chemokine receptor 2. The record is from RefSeq and is a predicted model, not a curated record. Gene Ontology annotation, cellular component: membrane. Gene Ontology annotation, molecular function: chemokine receptor activity. NCBI's taxonomy places the organism in Eukaryota, Metazoa, Chordata, Mammalia, Rodentia, Cricetidae. The transcript is spliced from 3 exons. The coding region runs from base 239 to 1384 and encodes 381 amino acids. Gene Ontology annotation, biological process: immune response; chemotaxis; G protein-coupled receptor signaling pathway.